AUGGAUCUAGACGAUUCCGAUUCCUCCUCCGAGCCCUCAGAAGCCAGCUCCCCACCCGAGGACGAACUUGAACAUCCCGUCAAAGCAACCGAAAUCGUGGAAGAUUUGACAGGCGAAGCAGACGAUGAGGAGGGCUUGUUUGAUGUUGAUAGGCCUCCGGUCCUAAAACCAUGGUCUUAUCAGACGGAGAUGUUGCAGGAGAGCUUGAGGAGGAAUGUUAUUGUCGCUAUGAUCUGGUUUCUCGCUCCAACAGUCUCUCUCUGCUUCCAGCAAUACGAUUACAUCAAAAAACACAUACCUUCCGCUCAAGUCAAGUUCCUCAGUGGUGCCGACAACGUGGAUCGAUGGACAGAUCCUCAACACUGGGCCAUCGUUCUCAAAAAUGUUAAGAUUCUAGUUUGUACUUACCAAAUACUCCUGGAUGCUCUAACCCAUGGAUUCAUUAAAAUGGAUUCAUUAGGCUUGAUUGUAUUUGACGAAAUAUCACACAACUGCGUCGGAAACCACGCGGGAUCAAAAAUAAUGAAAUCUUUCUAUCACCCGCAAAAGGCCCAAGGCCACAGUAUUCCACGCAUACUUGGAUUAACUGCUAGUCCGGUUAUGCGAUCAGAUCCUAAAUCCGUUACCCAGAUUGAAGAGACGCUGGAUGCGAUAUGCCGCACGCCGAAAUACCAUCGUGUAGAGCUACUCCAAAAUAACAAGCGUCCAGUCUUGUCAGAAGUGUUUUUUGACAAUAUGGAAGUAGGGGACUUAUCUGAGUAUACUAAAACUAUCGCAAGCCUUUGUCAAGCAUACGACCGUCUCAACAUUACAGAGGAUCCUUACGUUCUCGCCUUGGUAAAAGAAAAUACUGACAAGAGCUGGAGAAAGUUGGAGAAAGUACGUCUCAGUAGAAAGACGUGGUGCACUUCUGAAAUGAAACGAUUUUACACCACGGCGUUGAAAGUAUGCACAGAAUUGGGCGCCUGGGCCGUCGACAAAUAUGUCUCGGAAGUUGUGACGAAUUUUACGAAGGACGUUGAGAACUCGCUGGCUGGCAUAUGGGAUGUGUCAAGCGCAGAGAAAACCUACCUGGCUAAAGCCCUGAGCCAUGUCCAUAUCACACGAACCUCUGAAUACCCAGAAACAAUGCCUCUAAUCUCCAACAAGGUCCGAAAACUACUCAACAUCCUCCUUGAAGAGCCGACUACUUUCAGCGGAAUAGUAUUUGUACAAGAACGAGCAGUGGUUUUUGUGCUUGCUCAUCUUCUUUCUGUGCAUCCUGAAACGAGGGGAUGCUUUAGAGUCGGGACCAUGGUUGGGAAUUCUUCGCAUAGUGCUCGUCCCCAGAGUGUUGCUGAGUUCUUGAACGCAGACUCACAAACAGACACGCUAUCUGACUUCAGAUCGGGGAAGCUUAACCUGGUUAUUGCAACGAGCGUCCUCGAGGAAGGGAUAGAUGCUGACACCAAUUCGACGCCCUGGGAACAAAUCGAGAUGGAUAUGAAAACUAUCUACGAAGAUGAUAUGCGUCAGCUGCGCCAAUAUGAAGUCCUCGAGGGCAGUGAGGAAGACGAUGGUCGUUACUUUCGCGUUGAGAAAACUGGGGCGUUGUUGGACCUAGAUAAUGCUCUGCCACACUUGUAUCACUUCUGCGCAAAACUGCCAGCGACGGAGUAUGUGGAUCUCAGGCCGGAGUUCAUAUGCACAGAAGUAGGAGGCCUUGUCCAAGCUACUGUUAUCCUGCCACUCUCUGUCGAUAAGAUGAUGAUUUGUUGUCGAGUAAAGUCGAAACUAGAGCUUCGUUGA
Lachnellula hyalina is the source of this 1788-nucleotide messenger RNA. RefSeq names its product Dicer-like protein (gene dcl2). Gene Ontology annotation, biological process: siRNA processing. Bases 1 to 1788 code for a protein of 595 amino acids. The transcript is spliced from 6 exons. NCBI's taxonomy places the organism in Eukaryota, Fungi, Ascomycota, Leotiomycetes, Helotiales, Lachnaceae. Gene Ontology annotation, cellular component: RISC complex; nucleus; cytoplasm. The record is from RefSeq and is a predicted model, not a curated record. Gene Ontology annotation, molecular function: ribonuclease III activity; RNA binding; ATP binding.